Prunus persica (peach) is the source of this 1138-nucleotide messenger RNA. RefSeq names its product probably inactive leucine-rich repeat receptor-like protein kinase At5g48380. The transcript has a single exon. The record is from RefSeq and is a predicted model, not a curated record. Lineage: Eukaryota; Viridiplantae; Streptophyta; Magnoliopsida; Rosales; Rosaceae. The coding region runs from base 1 to 795 and encodes 264 amino acids. Gene Ontology annotation, molecular function: protein binding.
AUGGCUUUGUUAGGGCAUGUGCUGCUGAGCAAACAACAUCUAGACAUUUAUAUUGGCAGUGUCCUCUUGUUGUUGCUGCUUAGUAAUUGUAGCUUCAGCUUUGGUGUUGAGAGCGACAUCAACUGCUUGAAAAGUAUAAAAGCAUCACUUGAGGACACUUUGGGGUACAUAAACUCUUCAUGGGAUUUCAGCAACAACACUGAUGGCUUCAUCUGCAACUUUCUUGGAAUCGAGUGUUGGCACCCUCAAGAGAGCAAGGUUCUGAACAUCAAGCUUUCGGACUUGGGACUAAAAGGUCAGUUCCCUCGGGGCGUAGAAAAUUGUACAAGCUUAACAGGUUUAGAUCUUUCAAGCAACAUGCUCAGUGGACAUCUUCCUAAUGAUAUCGAUGAAGUUCUUUUGUUUGUUACGUCUCUUGAUCUCUCUUCCAACAGCUUCUCAGGGCUGAUCCCCGCGACACUUUCCAAUUGCAGCUAUAUGAAUGUGCUCAAGCUUGAUAACAACCAGUUCUCGGGUAACAUUCCGGCAGAAGUUAACCAGCUAACUAGGCUUAAAACUUUUAGUGUGGCCAACAAUGCUCUGUCUGGCGAAGUCCCAUCAUUCAAUACUACAUCAAUUACAGCGGACAGUUAUGCAAACAAUCCCGGACUCUGUGGCCACCCGCUCAAGUCUUGCCAAAAGAAGUCCAAGAGUGUGGUUAGGGUUUUCAUGUCCAAUGACGGAAAUAUUAUGGUGGCAGCAGCUGGUUUUGUUAUUGGUUUUGUUUUCUCUUUUUAUUUUUUUAUUUUAAGAUGAAUUCCACCAGCUUGGUACUCUAACUCUGACGUCAUGAAAUCCCCUAGAGGUUUAUAGAUGAAGUGUAUUAAAUGGUGGUUUAUAUAUUUAUAAAUGUCAUCAUAAAAAUUAAUUAAGUUCUUAACAAAUUGCCGUUGCGAAUAAUUAAUACAUACAAGGUAUUUUUUUUCUUCUUUUUGUCGAAAUAUAUUUCGAGGAAAAUCCCAGACCUUUCCAGCUGUGUGUGGCUCAGUAUGCUCAAGCUUGAUAACAAUGAGUUUUCUGGUCACAUCACAUUCCUCCACUGCUUGGGCUGCUUCCUAGGCUUGAGAUAUUCAGUGUGGCCCAAAUCUUCUGUCUGGGC